AUGGUAGCCAUCACCAACCUCUCCGGCCUCUGGGUCGCCGCAGUCCUCACCUCCACGACGGCCCUGGUGCGCGCCGCGAUCCCGUCCAACAGCGGGUACAGCGUCAUCUGGUCCGACGACUUCGAGGGCUCGAGCGGCAGCGCGGUCUCGUCCUCCAAGUGGGACGUGAUGCAGCGCAGCAGCGACGACAACAGCAACGGCGAGUGGCAGGAGUACCGCGCCAGCACGGCCAACGCGCGGCUCUCGGGCGACGGCAGCCUGCUCAUCACGCCCCGGCGCGACGCCUCGGCCAAGCGCGGCUGGACCUCGGCCCGGCUCACGAGCAAGGGGUCGUGGCAGUGCCCCCGCGGCGCCGCCGUCAUUUUCCAGGCCGAGGUCCUGGUGCCCAACUUCACGGGCAGCCCGGACCACUUCGCGGGCCUGUGGCCGGCCUUUUGGGCCCGCGGCACCGCCGUGCCCGACUGGCCCCGCCGCGGCGAGUGGGACGUGCUCGAGCCCACCAACCGCCUCUCCAACGUCAACCAGGGCACGCUACACUACCAGACGGCGCAGGGCCAGUACGCAAGCAAGUCCGGCCGCGUCACGUACAAGGGCGGCGACUGGCACACGUGGGCCAUCAAGUCGGAUCGGCGCAGCUCCAACUGGCGGGAGCAGAAGCUGACGUGGUACCUGGACGGCAAGGCCUUUGUCGACCUGAGCGGCGCCGACUUUGCCGCCGAGUCCGAGUGGCGCUCCGUCGCGUGGAACCCGUUCGAGAUCAUCCUCAAUGUGGCCGUCGGCGGCGGCUACCCGGGAGACCCCACCUCCGCAACCCUCGACGGGCUGUCUGCCGCCAUGAGGGUUAGGCCGGUUGGGUGGGUUGGUGUUGUGGUGGCUGUUGGUGGUGGAGUGGGCGAGGAUCAGGCGAGAUAUGUGGGAAUGAGCGGCCAUCGGUCUCUAUGA
This is a messenger RNA of Gaeumannomyces tritici R3-111a-1, 942 nucleotides long. RefSeq lists its product as hypothetical. Gene Ontology annotation, molecular function: hydrolase activity, hydrolyzing O-glycosyl compounds. Gene Ontology annotation, biological process: carbohydrate metabolic process. The transcript has 2 exons. Lineage: Eukaryota; Fungi; Ascomycota; Sordariomycetes; Magnaporthales; Magnaporthaceae. Bases 1 to 942 code for a protein of 313 amino acids. The record is from RefSeq and is a predicted model, not a curated record.